AAUUUGACUACCAACGUCCAUAGCAAAUGACACGGCGUCCACCUCUAGUCGGGGCAUAGCGAAACUGAAAUGCAGUCUACGCGCGCUUUCUCUGCCUGUCUCUGAACUUUAUAGUGUACGUACUACGUUGUGAUACCCACUAAGUUGGCUUCCACCACUGAUACGAAACUUGAAGGUUUCUAUUACAAAAGAAGGCCCAACUCUUUGAUGGGCAUGUCUCGUUCGUGGGUUCGAGCUUUGUCAGUUCGGAAGAAGAAUGCAACUUUCGGUUUGUUCAAUAGUAAAAUCAUCGGUUUAUCUCAUAGUUUCAGCAGCUUAGUUCCCAACUCCUGCAAAGAGGCACCCAGAAACUCUUUUUGUUCAACUUCAACAGUUCACAGCUGUGAUUCUUCUACUGCCAGUUUAGGAUCAUUGCUUAAUAGAGCCUCUUUACACGGCAUUGGAACCCCAUCUCGGGGUUGGGACUGCUGUAGGUCCAUUUCUGGCCUUCCUCAUUGUUUUCUUCAGGAUUCUAGAGAAUGUUGCUCACUACCCAGUAAUGAAUUGUUAGAUUCUGAUUCCUCCAUUGGUACAACUACAAAUGGGGAUUUUGGAUCUUCCUCAGGAACCCAUGUUAAGGUUGAUGCUUUCACAACUGGGAAGGUUGAGGAAAGGUACCAAAAGCCUGUAGAUUUUACCACGGUGAACAAAAAUCUUCUUCCAACUGUUGUUCUUGUUGGACGCCCAAAUGUGGGCAAGUCGGCGCUAUUUAAUCGGUUAAUUCGGAGAAGGGAGGCUUUAGUCUUCAACACUCCUGAUGAUCAUGUUACCAGGGACUUUAGAGAAGGCAUUGCAAAAUUGGGUGAUUUACGAUUUAAAGUACUGGACUCAGCUGGUUUAGAAACUGCAGCAACUUCAGGAUCCAUUCUUGACAGAACUGCAGGAAUGACGGCAAAUGUGCUUGGAAGAUCUCAGUUUGCAAUAUUCUUAAUUGAUGCAAGAAUUGGACUGCACCCUCUUGAUGUGGAGGUUGGAAAGUGGUUGCGGAAACAUGCACCUGACAUCAAGCUUGUAGUAGCGCUGAACAAAUCAGAAUGUUUUUUUGAUGGCAAUAACUCUCUUGUCUCUGUAGCUGCUGAAGCUUACAGAUUAGGAUUUGGAGACCCAAUAGCUAUAUCAGCUGAAACUGGACUGGGUUUGCAAGAUCUUUAUGAGGCUUUGAGGCCUAAGCUUGAUGAUUAUAUGCUCAAAGUCUUGAAUGAUGAAGAUGGUGAGGGGAGUAAUUUGAGUCACGAGACUCAGGACAGCAGUUCCUCUGAGGUUGAGGAGAGUAAGUUGUCAUUACAGUUAGCGAUUGUGGGAAGGCCCAAUGUUGGGAAAUCAACCUUGUUGAAUUCAUUGUUACAAGAAGAGCGUGUUUUGGUGGGUCCAGAAGCUGGAUUGACAAGAGAUUCUAUCAGAGCCGAAUUUAAAUUUCAAGAGAGAACUAUAUACCUGGUUGAUACUGCAGGUUGGUUGCAGAGGACAAAAGAUGAGAAAGGACCCUCAUCCUUGAGCAUUGUGCAAACAAGAAAGAGUCUAAUGAGAGCUCAUGUAGUUGCUUUGGUGCUUGAUGCUGAAGAGAUUGUGAAAUCUAAGAGAAGUAUGACUCAUACUGAAGUAGUUAUAGCAAGACGAGCAGUAGAAGAAGGGCGUGGUUUAGUUGUAAUUGUGAACAAAAUGGAUCUGUUGAGAGGGCACAAAAAUUCUACCUUAUAUAAGAAAGUUAUGGAAGCUGUUCCCGAAGAAAUUCAGACUGUUAUACCUCAGGUGACUGGAAUACCAGUUGUAUUUAUAGCUGCAGUGGAGGGUAAGGGCAGGAUGGCUGUCAUGCACCAAGUCAUUGAUACAUAUGAUAAAUGGUGUUUAAGAUUGUCCACUGCUCUCCUCAACCGCUGGUUACGAAAGGUUAUGAGCAGGCAUUCGUGGAAAGAUCAGGCUGCACAGCCCAAGGUCAAAUAUUUUACACAAGUAAAGUCCCGACCGCCCACUUUUGUUGCCUUUGUGAGUGGGAAAACACGGCUUUCAGAUACAGACAUCAGGUUCUUAACAAAGUCUUUGAAGGAAGACUUCGAUUUGGGUGGAAUUCCCAUCAGGAUCAUGCAAAGAAUUGUUGAAAGAAAAGUUUCAGGGAGCAAUAACAAGCCUACCAAGUCGGCUGGCAAAAUGGCAGACAGAAUCUGGUCUGACAAGAGAAAUGCCUCUACUUAACUAACAUUCUUAGGUUGAAGAGUCGGCUUAUUUUUGCUUUCCCUCUAGUGAAGUGUUGAAUAUCAAGGAAAUCCUUUGAUACUGAGAUUCGGAGAUUCGGUAUGGGAGGGUUACAGUUUUGAGCUUUUGCGUCUGUGUUAUGUAUUACAAAAAAUUCAUACAAAUGAUAGUUCUUGUAUUCAAAAUAUGUACAUUUCAAAGUUGGGGAGAAACAGCCUAAACAUUAGGGGUGCACGGCAAGCGGUUUGUGCUGUUUUUUUAUUUGACAGUUUUAGAAAAAUGCAAUUCAUAAUUAGCCAAUAAGUGUGUGGUUUUAGUAGUUUUUUAUAGUCGGUUUUAUGUGGUUUAUGGGCGGGUUGAGUUGAUUUAAAGUUCAAAAUUAUUAAUUAAUAAUAUUUAAAAAAAACAAAAAUUUGUAGACCAUAAAA
Molecule: messenger RNA, 2657 nt
Organism: Humulus lupulus (European hop)
Lineage: Eukaryota; Viridiplantae; Streptophyta; Magnoliopsida; Rosales; Cannabaceae
Exons: 9
Coding region: 208-2229 (673 amino acids)
Molecular function (GO): GTP binding
Source: RefSeq, a predicted model, not a curated record